AUGCAGGCACCAUCCCUUUCUCUUUCUCUUUUCAUCGGCUUAUCUGAUUCUACAGCUGUAGACCAUAUAGCUCGACACCAUUUUGUGUUCUUUUCCUUCUCCAACCGACAGCUGACUGAUCGUUUGUCUAAGAUUAAAACAUCGAGCUGUUUCUUUAAUUCGUUCGUUCUUUCUUUCUUUCUUUCUUUUAUUUCCCUUCUAUUUCUUUCUUUCUUUUAUUUCCCUUCUGUUUCUUUCUUUCUUUCUUUUAUUUCCCUUCAGUUUCUUUCUUUCUUUUAUUUCCCUUCUGUUUCUUUCUUUCUUUCUUUCUUUUAUUUCCCUUCUCUUUCUUUCUUUCUUUUAUUUCCCUUCUCUUUCUUUCUUUCUUUUUUUCUUUCUUUCUUUCUUUCUUUUUAUUUCCUUCUUUCUUUCUUUUAUUUCCCUUCUCUUUCUUUCUUUCUUUCUUUCUUUCUUUCUUUCUUUCUUUUCUGUUUCUUUCUUUCUUUCUUUUACUUUUAUUGGAUUACGACUACAUCACGCUGA
Molecule: messenger RNA, 522 nt
Organism: Acanthosepion pharaonis
Lineage: Eukaryota; Metazoa; Mollusca; Cephalopoda; Sepiida; Sepiidae
Source: the annotation of a GenBank genome assembly